CUCUGUCUUUGCUCCUGCUGCUGCGGCGAGCAGCACCAUGCGUCGAAGCGCUGCUGUCGUAGCGUUCUGCUGCACAGCCACAGCGCUGGAGGAGCAGCCAUGGCUCCGCAGAGAGCUGAGACCAGAGGAUGAGUCGAUCAGCAAGAACAAGGCGAAACAGCAAGGCGUCGCGGGCGGCCCCUGCUACCCCGGCAAGACGGAGUGCCCGUUCAGCACGAGCUGUGAAUGGGACCGCGACACGGAGGACGGCGAAGACUUUCGGGAGCGCAUAUGUAUGCACAAGGACCUGGUGCCGGCGAACGGCCACGACUGGGCGACGAUCUUUUUACUGAUUGCGGCGACGGCGCUGGCCGCGGGCGGCGGCAUCGGCGGCGGCGGGUUACUCGUGCCCAUCUACCGGCUCGUCGCCGGCUUCCCCAUCACGCAAGCGACGGCGUUAUCUUUGGCAACAAUCUCGGGGGGCUCCAUCGCGAACCUCUAUACGUAUACGCGGCGCUACCACCCGAACGAUACUAUCAAGCGACCGCUCAUCGACUACGAGGCUUCCCUGCUCUUCUGCCCCGCGCUCCUCGCGGGGACCAUGUUCGGCUCCGUUUUUAGCGUCAUGUUUCCUCCGUGGCUCACGGUGGUUCUGCUCAUAGCGCUGCUCGGCUAUUCGGGAAGACGCACUCUAAACAAGGGGAUAAAACGGUGGACGGGCGAGGACAAACUUAGUCCGCGGCCGACGCGCGACGAGGCGGGCCUGCAGGACGUGGAGAUCGACACGCCGCUGGGCCACGCCGACGCGCCGCCCAUCGCGCGCCAGGACCCCACUCCUGAUCAACUGGCGCGUCUCGAGGCAAUAUACGCCAAGGAGGGCUCGCUCGUGCAGCGCGAGAACUGGACGGCCACCGGCGUGAUCUGGCUCAUCGUCUUCGUCUUUGCGCUGCUGCGGGGCGGCCGCGGCGGCGCGUCGCUGAUCCCGGGUUUGGACUGCUCGCAGUUCCUGUACUGGUAUCUCUUUAUCAGCAAUUUAGCCGUGCUCAUCAGUGCAUGAAUCAAAUGUCGCAUGAAUCAAAUGUCGCGGCGUUUCUCCGACCACGGCUGAACCAUGACCUGCACGCCAUCGACGCGGCGCCUGUUCGACGGCUUGGCCGUGCGGUUCUCUGACUUGACCAGCACGGUCGCGUCGUCGCCGAGAAAUGGUGCACCCGACCCACGGUUUGAUUCGCGCACAGGUGCUUAUUGCGGCGACGGCGUGGAUAAGGAAGAAGACGCUGGACCGGGCCACGGAGAAGGCGUUUCUAGGGCACGAGCCGCUCGAGGGCGACUUGCAGUGGGACCGGCGGACGACGGCAUUGUAUCCCAUGUUAUGUGUGUUCGCGGGCAUAGCCGCGGGGUUAUUGGGUAUUGGGGGCGGCAUGGUCCUCGGCCCGCUGCUGGUCGAGCUGGGCUGCCUCCCCCAGCCGAUCGCGGCGACGUCGGCCUACGUCGUCUUCAUCACGGCGACGUCGGGGUUGGCGCAGGUCUGGAUCAUGGGCCUCGUCGGCGUCAGUGCAUAAAUCACAUGGUUGCGGCGCAUCCACGCCAUCGACGCGACGCCUACUCGACGGCGUGGCGGUGCGGCUCACGGAUUGCUUUGCGCACAGGUCCCAAAGGACUACGCCUUCGCCUUCGCGGCGUGCGGCCUGUUCUCGACGUUCCUCGGGCAGUCGGUUAUCGAUUGGGUCGUGAGAAAAUACAAAAAGGACGCGAUCGUGAUUCUUGUCAUCGCGAGCAUCAUGCUCAUCGCGCUGGUGCUCAUGACGUAUGAUGGGAUUAUGCAGGUGGUCCACGCGACGACGUACGGCUUCUCGCCGCUCUGCUAAGCUGACGCGCCCGUCGAUGAAUCGGCAACGCGCGGUGUCUCCCCCCGCCGGGCAGGGCCGCCCACUAGUUCUAGCUAUGUUAGGUGUAUAAAUUCUCGAUAGCU
This is a messenger RNA of Pelagomonas calceolata, 1951 nucleotides long. The record is from the annotation of a GenBank genome assembly. Lineage: Eukaryota; Pelagophyceae; Pelagomonadales; Pelagomonadaceae.